AUGAAGAGACCGAGAUGUGUAAAAGAUGUCCAGAGGUUGGCAGGAAGACUCACCGCACUAUCCCGCUUCCUCGGUGCGUCAGCAGCUAAGGCCCUACCAAUCUUCAACUUGAUGAAGAAGGGGAUAGCAUUCGAGUGGACCCCGGCGUGUGAAGAAGCCUUCAAGCACUUCAAGGAGAUAAUCUCGGCACCACCUGUUCUCGGGAAGCCUAAGAACGGAGAAGCACUAUACCUGUACUUGGCAAUAACCGAUGAGGCGCUGGCGGCGGUCUUGGUACGAGAGGAAGGAAAGAUCCAGCAACCAAUCUAUUUUGUAAGUAAAGCACUACAAGGAGCGGAGCUGAGGUACAAUAAGCUGGAGAAGCUAGCAUAUGCACUCCUGACCUCCUCCCGCAGGCUACGACAAUACUUCCAAGGACACCAGGUAAUUGCCAGGAUGGAUCAGGCAAUCUGCCAGGUACUCCAGAAACCCGAUCUGGCAUACCGAAUGAUGACAUGGGCUAUCAAACUAUCCCAGUACGACCUGCAAUAUGAACCCAGGAAUGAGAUUAAGGCUCAAGCCAUGGCCGACUUCCUGGUAGAAGUAACAGGAGGCUCUACCGAGACACCGAGCAUACGGUGGAAGCUCCAUGUGGACGGAGCCUCCAACCAAACGUUCGGGGGAGCAGGGAUCAUCCUGGAAAAUCCAACCGGAGUCGUAUAUGAGCAAUCAGUCAAAUUCGAAUUCCCGAUCAAUGGGACAUACCAAGCUAGAGGUUCGCUAUUGCAAAAAUAUUUGGAGAAAGUCAAAGAGUUGAGCAAGCAAUUCGAGGAAGUCACAGUGCAGCACGUCCCGAAAGAGAGGAACACACGGGCAGACCUCCUAUCAAAACUGGCGAGCACAAAGCCAGGAACGGGGAACCGAUCUCGCAUUCAAGGCUUGGUAAAAGAACUAAAAGUGACCUUGCAUUUAACCCAGGCAGAUUCCUCCUGGAUGGACCUGAUCACCGAUUUCCUAGAAAGCGGAAAACUCCCCAGUAACGAAAAGUUGGCAAAGAUGAUAAGGAGGGAAGCGGCCAAGUAUGCAAUCAUACAAGGCCAGUUGUUUAAGAAAGGGCUUAGCCAACCCCUAUUGAGGUGUCUGCAUCCCGACCGAACGGACUAUGUGCUUAGGGAAGUCCACGAGGGAUGUUGUGGCCACCACAUCGGGGGAAAGCCUUAG
Messenger RNA from Arachis ipaensis, 1200 nucleotides. RefSeq lists its product as uncharacterized. The record is from RefSeq and is a predicted model, not a curated record. Lineage: Eukaryota; Viridiplantae; Streptophyta; Magnoliopsida; Fabales; Fabaceae. Gene Ontology annotation, molecular function: RNA-DNA hybrid ribonuclease activity; nucleic acid binding.